AUGCCCCAAAUUGCUGCAGUAGUAAUUUCAAGGAUUCCGAGUGCGUUGGCUUCUUUUCUUUCCCGCUUUACGAUUGACAAUCUAACUUGCUAUUUUCUUGCGGGAAUGUACCAGUACAGUCGAGAAGCGUCGCGAUCGAUAUCCGGUCAGCCCACCGUUUAUGAGAGCCAAAAUGCUCCUCCGACCAAACCCCGGUCAAAGCAGCCACGGUUCCAUGGCCCGACAAGCACGGCCUUCAACUUUGAUGUCGCAAAGUCGAGCUUGCAGACAAUGGGCAUCGCUCCGGUUGACGAUGCGACCCAGGAGCUCUUCACGACACAGGAUGCGACACCUGCACAGACACCUCCGCCAAAGUCGGCGUCCUACCCGCAGCUGCUCGCUCACCCCAGCAAAGAUCCGUUAUGGGUCAUCAAGCGUGAAGAAGCUAUUCGAUUGUGUAGGAACUACGAGGAGGAAAUAGGGCUCAUGUAUCCAAUUCUCGAUAUCGAAAAGCUUAUCGCACAAACCAAUCUUCUUUUCACGUUUCUCGAAGCUGCUGACCGGACGGGCUUCACCAAGCGGUUUAAACCCGGCACCGACUGCCUGAGUGAUGAUGACACGAGUAUCCUAAAAAUGGUGCUUGCGAUCACUCUUGUGUUGGAAAGCGGAGGCGAAAGCCCGUUGGGCUCGCGGUUUUAUAAUAGCGUCAAACACAAUGUUGAGGCUAACAUCUGGGAGCCUGGCGACAUCAAGGCUAUAAAACUACUUGCUCUUGUGGCAACCUAUCACUUUCACACCGACGAAGAUGCUCUAGCGUACCGUUUAAUUGGAAUAGCGGGGCGAAUGUGUGUUGAGAUAGGUCUCCACCGCCGGGAUGCUGUUCUGAAAGCUUUCACCACCGAAGAAGAGUUUACUGCAGUAAACAAGCUCUUUUGGUCAAUCUAUUGCUUAGACCGGCGAUGGAGCAUUGGGACUGGUUUACCAUUUACUAUUCAAGAUGAGGAUAUCGAUCCGUAUUUGCCAGAACCGGAUGACUCUGCUCCAUACUUGAGGUCAAUGGUCGCAUAUUGUCGCCUCAGCUCAAAGAUCUGGUAUUCCGGGGUUGGGUCCGAAGGCACGGUAACCAUAAAGAGAGAUAAAAUUGAAUUCUUGGAUUACCAGGUCCUCCAAUGGAUGAAACAUGUCCCGGAAGGACUCAGAUUCUAUUCCGUUGAGCCCUCCCCGAAUUCCGAACCUGUCAGUAGGGCGAUAAAGCGACUACGCCUGGUAUUGCAUAUUCGUGGAAAUCAUUUGCGAAUCCUCAUCUAUCGCCCCGUCCUGCAUUCUGCUACGAGCAUCAUGGAAAAUAUGCCGUAUGCACACACUGUCGUCGAUAUUGCAAAGGAUACGAUCCGCGUUCUAACUCGGCUCAAUCAAACGACAGACAUUUAUCGGUCCCAGCAAAUGCUAUUUAACUAUUUUCUCGUUGCUGCUCUAGCGGUACUAUUUUUAGCAGUCUCGCAUGCUCCAGUUGAAUUCAACCGGCAAGUUCGAGAUGAAUUCUAUAUGGCUCUGGAUUUGGUCAAGGGUUUCAGCACAAAGUCCUACGUAUCCAAAAGGCUGUGGAAAACUAUCAAAGGCCUACGAGAAAUCGGGGAAAAACUGGGUUUGUUCCCGCGAAGCCUCGGGACCGAGCCGAACGAUCCGCAUUCGACUGCCGCUGUAGCGAUGGCUGGGUUGGCCGGCCACCCGAUAGAGGUUUUGUCGGCGACCUAUUCAGGGGUAAAUCCAAAUGGUGAACUGGGAAACAGCCCUGUGAACGGACUCCAAAUGAGCAAUGAGUUAACGAAUCUAUUUGAGGCUAUGGGCGCCUAUGGAGGAUAUCUCCACACGGGCGGCCCGGAGGGGAUCAACGGGGAAUUUGUUAAUCAUGAAGGUGAAUUACAACAUAUUACUGAAGGGCUCCCUGCUGGGUUAGCGAAUGAGGGAGAAUUUUCGCGAAUUGUACGGGACCUGUUUUGA
Messenger RNA from Uncinocarpus reesii 1704, 1980 nucleotides. RefSeq lists its product as uncharacterized. The transcript is spliced from 4 exons. Gene Ontology annotation, molecular function: DNA-binding transcription factor activity, RNA polymerase II-specific; RNA polymerase II cis-regulatory region sequence-specific DNA binding; zinc ion binding. Lineage: Eukaryota; Fungi; Ascomycota; Eurotiomycetes; Onygenales; Onygenaceae. Gene Ontology annotation, cellular component: nucleus. Gene Ontology annotation, biological process: positive regulation of transcription from RNA polymerase II promoter by galactose; DNA-templated transcription. The record is from RefSeq and is a predicted model, not a curated record. Bases 1 to 1980 code for a protein of 659 amino acids.